CGACAAAUGGUGAAAUAACGUACUAUGACGUUGCUUGGAAAAAUAUAGUCAAAUUGAAGUUUCUAUAUAUUGGCCCAUUUUGUCGGCAAAAACUCAGUUGAAUUUCUCGAUUUCUUUUGUGCAAAGCCAAAUCGAAGCUCUACCAAAAUGUUUGCUUUAUUACUUGUUGCCGCUGUUCUUCCAUCGAUGAUUUUGGGACACGCCGUUAUCGGAUGUGGUGGUGGAUUACCUCAACCUACUUCACUUGUAAUUGUUGGAUGCGAUGCAUCUCCAUGUCAUGUCAACCAAGGACAAUCGGUCACAUAUACAGUUGGAUUCAAUCCGACUGCUGCAUCCGCUGGCAUGACACUAGCAAUAUCGUCAACUGUUUUUGGUGAAACAAGAGAAAUUCCACUCCCACCAGCACUCGCUAACGCCUGCAACACAAUGACUCCAUCCUGUCCAGUUGCCGCCGGUCAACCAGUAACUCAAACUGCAACUAUUCCUGUGUCAACUGAAUAUCACGACGGUAUUCCCGCUCAGCUCAGAGUCACAAUGACGAAUGCUCAAGGGGCUAUCAAUACUUGCAAUUUGAUUAAUCUUGUUAUUCACUAGUGUUACGGAAUAUUUGGUGAGAUAAGUUUGUUUCAAUUUGAAAUAAAGACGGAAAAUUUCGGAGAAUU
This is a messenger RNA of Bradysia coprophila, 662 nucleotides long. RefSeq lists its product as uncharacterized. The record is from RefSeq and is a predicted model, not a curated record. NCBI's taxonomy places the organism in Eukaryota, Metazoa, Arthropoda, Insecta, Diptera, Sciaridae.